AUGGUGGAUUUUGAAAAACAGAGGGUUGACUCGGAUGUGAAAAGGAUUUCACUAUCCAGUUAUGAUGUUGAAUUACGUUCUCAGGAUUCAUUGGAUAGUGAUAAUCCGUUUAGUGAUCCCCUGAUCGCCGAAUAUUAUCGUGCACUAUAUGAAGAAAGCAAAUACGAGAGUAGAAGCGCAUUUGAUCCGGCGUUCACAUGGACAAAGGAAGAGGAGAAGAAAUUGCUUUGGAAGUUGAACUUCAGAGUUGCAUUUGUGGCAUGUUUUUUGUUUAUUGCUCUUCAAUUGGACCGUGGUAAUUUAUCUCAGGCAGUGGCCGACAAUCUUCUUGAAGAUUUACACAUGGAUACCAAUGACUUUAAUUUGGGUAACCAAUUGUUCUACCUCUCCUUUUUCCUUGCAGAAUUGCCUUCUCAGUUGAUUUCCAAAAGAUUGGGUCCUGAUAUUUUCAUUCCCAUUCAAAUUUGUGCUUGGUCCGUCGUUGCCAUGGCGCAGGCUGCUAUGCAUAAUAAAGCAGGGUUUUUGAUCUGCAGAUGUUUGAUUGGAGCUCUCGAGGGUGGAUUUAUUGCUGACCUUGUUUUAUGGCUAACUUACUUCUUCACUAGUAAAGAACUUUCAAUCAGGUUAUCAUGGUUCUGGACUAGUUUAUCAAUCGUUCAAGUUGUGAGUGCUUUACUGGCGUACGGUAUUUUAAGAAUGAGAGGCAUCGGUGGUCUUGCUGGAUGGCAAUACUUGUUCUUGCUAGAAGGAAUUUUAACCUUCCUCAUUGGUCUUUCCGGUUUUUAUCUAAUGGUCCCUGGCGCCGUCCAAACGAAAAAUUGGAUGCAUCCAAAGGGGUGGUUCACAGAAAGAGAGGAAAAGAUUGUUGUUAACAGAGUUCUUAGAGAUGAUCCAUCUAAAGGUGACAUGCAUAAUAGACAACCGAUCUCUUUCAAGUUGCUGUGGAGUGCUAUCUCUGAUUAUGAUCUAUGGCCAAUUUACUUGAUUGGGUUGAUUGCUUAUGUCCCAAUGAACACUGUAUCGACAUAUCUAACAUUAACACUAAAAUCUGUGGGAUUCAGCACUUUGAAUGUGCAGCUACUUUCUAUUCCAUACCAAGUUAUCCACAUUACUCUUCUCAUUGGAGUUACUUGGUACGCAGAAAGAAUUGACCAAAGAGCGUACAUGGGAGUUAUCGCUUCGAUUUGGAAUGCCUUGUUCCUUGGUGUUCUAAGAUGGUGGAAGGGAUCCCUAGUUGAGGCAUGGCCUACAUUCGCGUUGUGUACAUUAUUACUGGGUGGUCCAUACGUGCAUGCAAUCUGUGUUAGUUGGGUCUCUAGAAACUCCAAUUCUAUCAAAACUAGAGCUUUGAGUUCUGCAUUGUAUAAUAUGGCCGUUCAAGUAGGUGCAAUUUAUUCCACUCAAAUCUACAGAAAAAAUGAUGCACCGUUGUAUCAUACCGGUAACACCGUUCUAUUUGCGAUAUCCAUUGCAGGUAUUCCGGUUUUCCUCUUUGCGAAAUGGUAUUACCGCACAAGAAACAAGCGAAAGGAAGCUAUCUGGAGCCAAAUGUCCGAGGACGAACGUGUCGAAUAUAUCCAAACGACCAGCGACCAAGCAAAUAAAAGAUUAGAUUUUAGAUUUGCUGAGUGA
Molecule: messenger RNA, 1632 nt
Organism: Kluyveromyces lactis
Lineage: Eukaryota; Fungi; Ascomycota; Saccharomycetes; Saccharomycetales; Saccharomycetaceae
Exons: 1
Coding region: 1-1632 (543 amino acids)
Biological process (GO): transmembrane transport
Cellular component (GO): membrane
Molecular function (GO): transmembrane transporter activity
Source: RefSeq, a predicted model, not a curated record